Molecule: messenger RNA, 435 nt
Organism: Trichoderma citrinoviride
Lineage: Eukaryota; Fungi; Ascomycota; Sordariomycetes; Hypocreales; Hypocreaceae
Exons: 2
Source: RefSeq, a predicted model, not a curated record
CCGCACGUCAUCGUCCGGCGCACUGGUCGUGACUCGGUAAAAGUCGAGACCUCUCCACACUUUCGCUCAAGUGCUUCACAAGACGGCUACCAAGAGGGUAAGUGGCCCGGUGAAACGAAACGCCAGCAGCAGCAGCUUGUGGCACAUGAUGGCAUGGAUCAAGGGUUCACAGCGAAGCUAGAAAAGGGUGCCUGGCCAGAGAGCAGUGGAGAAGCGGAGCCCUGGCUCGAAACAGCCUCGAUCGUUCAAGCCACUUCGCGAUGGACGGCCUCUCCCGUGAUACGCCAGCUCCACGCGGAAUGCGAGGCCAGAGUCGCAGCCAGUCCAGCCGGCAAUCUCACUUUCCCUUCUCUUCGCUUCCAGUUGGUCGCGAAGAUGCUUACCUGCAAAGCACGCGCAUCUGCCGCCCCGAGCAGGCCGGUAUCGUGUCACCUC